AUGCAGUAUACUCCAUUUGUGUCGGACAUCGAGCUGCCGUUCUAUACGUCUUUGGCAUCCCAGAAAAUCAACCUUGAUAAAUUGAACGAUGCACCGAGAAAAGUGUUGGGGUUGUAUGAAGUCCGACCCUCGGACACGCCUGCUGCGUCCUGUCGAAUGCAGAUCCUGGGGAAUGCUCUAGUUAGCGACAAUGUUCCCUCUGCUUACUAUAGAGCAGAAGGCAUGAUUAAAAACUUUAACACGGUUGAAGAAUAUAGAAAUGCGGACAAACUGGCAAUGCUGCAAGACGCCGGAAAGAAGAUCCUGGAUGCUAUAAAUGAUGAAUCAAUAUAUGCUCGACCUUCAUUGCUAGCGUCUUUUCUAAUACUUACUUUCGCCGACCUUAAGAAAUACAAGUUUCAGUACUGGUUCGCUUUUCCAGCAAUAAUUCCCCAGCCACACUGGGUCCCUGUACCACAGGAAACUUCAAAGCUGGAAAAGCCUUCGGAUGAACCAUUAUUACCUGGCUCCAGACUAUUGUUGGGAAACGAGAGCUCAGGACUUGUCGAUGCGGUGCAGACAUGGAAAAGCGCAACUGAUACAUGCCAACACGGAUUUUUCUUGGCCCUGAAAACGCGGGAGAAUAUAGACUCCCAGCUCACAGAUCGACCUACAUGGAAAGUUUCAACUCUUGCAGACUACGAAAAGGGGUUUUUCGAAGGCUCAAAUCCGGAUGAUCAGUUCAUUUGUUUUGCAGACCCAUCAAACUAUUCCAACGCCCCAGGAUGGAUCCUGCGCAACCUCUUGGUUCUGCUACAACAGAAAUGGGGGCUUCAUAAGGCCCAAAUUUUAUGCUACCGAGAUGUCCCAUCCAAGCCUGAUUCAGGCCGUAGCCUGGUGGUUACUAUGCAAUUGGACCUCCCCUCCGAUGCGAAAGCUCCUCAAGGCAUUUUGUCUUCUGCCAAUAUGCCAAAGGUCACUGGCUGGGAGCGGAAUAGUGCUGGAAAACUCUCUGGGCGCUUGGCCGAUUUGACAGCAUACAUGGACCCUCAAAAACUAGCCGAUCAGGCAGUAGACCUGAACCUGAAGCUCAUCAAGUGGAGGAUAAGCCCGAACCUGAAUCUCGAUAAAGUAAAGGCAACAAGCUGUCUUUUACUGGGUGCAGGAACGCUGGGGAGCUACGUCGCGCGGAAUCUACUCGGCUGGGGCGUACGAAAGAUCACGUUUGUGGACAACGGAUCCGUAUCCUUUUCUAAUCCUGUGAGACAGCCGUUAUUUGACUUCAAAGACUGUUUAUCGGGAGGAGCAAAGAAGGCGCACCGCGCUGCAGAAGCCUUGAAGGAGAUCUAUCCCGGGGUAAACUCGACAGGUCACGUUCUCUCUGUGCCAAUGCCUGGCCAUCCAGUCACCGAUGCAAAACAAACUGCUGCAGAUUUCGAACUUCUUCAAAAACUGAUAGAGGAACACGACGUCAUCUUCCUACUUAUGGAUAGCAGGGAGUCCCGAUGGCUGCCCACCGUGAUGGGAAAGUCUCUUGGUAAAAUCGUGAUGAAUGCCGCUCUUGGAUUUGACACAUUCGUGGUCAUGCGGCAUGGUGUUAAGAUUGAUAGCUCGAGGGACGCUGAGCUGGGCUGUUACUUUUGUAACGACGUCGUCGCUCCCAUAGAUUCUAUGAAAGAUCAAACGCUUGAUCAGCAAUGCACUGUGACCCGGCCGGGGGUCUCUGCAAUCGCAUCGGCAUUAUUGGUUGAACUUUUUGUGUCUAUUUUACAAGAUCCUGCCGGAGCUGCGGCGCUUGCCCCUACCUCCCAAAACGAUGACCGUGGUGAUCACCCUCUUGGUCUUGUGCCACACCAGAUCAGAGGUUUCCUUUCCACGUUUACCAACAUUCCUGUGACAGGAAAAAGCUACGACUGCUGCAGCGCCUGUUCGGACAAAAUAGUGGAUGCGUACAGGAAAGAUGGUUGGGAUUUUGUCCAGAAAGCGAUCAAUGACAAAGAAUACGUGGAGGAGUUGAGUGGUUUGAAAGAGGUCCAGCGGAGAGCUGAAGAAGCUGCUGCGGACAUUGAAUGGGACGAUGAUUCCGAAGAGCUUAUUGAAGAUUAA
Molecule: messenger RNA, 2085 nt
Organism: Talaromyces rugulosus
Lineage: Eukaryota; Fungi; Ascomycota; Eurotiomycetes; Eurotiales; Trichocomaceae
Exons: 7
Coding region: 1-2085 (694 amino acids)
Biological process (GO): cellular response to nitrogen starvation; autophagy of mitochondrion; autophagosome assembly
Cellular component (GO): cytoplasm; phagophore assembly site
Molecular function (GO): Atg8 activating enzyme activity; Atg12 activating enzyme activity
Source: RefSeq, a predicted model, not a curated record